Hansenula ciferrii is the source of this 585-nucleotide messenger RNA. RefSeq lists its product as uncharacterized. The record is from RefSeq and is a predicted model, not a curated record. NCBI's taxonomy places the organism in Eukaryota, Fungi, Ascomycota, Saccharomycetes, Phaffomycetales, Wickerhamomycetaceae. Bases 1 to 585 code for a protein of 194 amino acids. The transcript has a single exon. Gene Ontology annotation, molecular function: fluconazole transmembrane transporter activity. Gene Ontology annotation, biological process: xenobiotic detoxification by transmembrane export across the plasma membrane.
AUGUCAUUUGAACCAAUAAAACUGAUCUUGAGAGGGAGUCACAUUGGAAAAAUUGCAAAUAGAGCAUCUGGAGGAAAGUUUUUCAAACACAGGGAGGAUAAAAGAGACUACAUAAUACCCGAAAAAUACCUACUGAAACCAACUACGUCAAGCACAAAUAUAGAUAAAGAAGAAAAGCUUAUAGAUACACAAAAUGAUAGUACGGGAACUAAGGAGUAUACACAGCAUAGAGAGUACAUUUUAGCUACUUGGGAUGGCGAAGAUGAUCCUGAACAUCCACAUAAUUGGCCAUUAUCAGUUCGUAUCUAUGUCAGUUUUAUCCAUUAUAUCAUUUCCUUGUUUACUUAUUUUGCUUCAGCAAAUUAUACACCAGGUAUAGAACAAUUGCAAGAAGAGUUUGGAAUCAAUCAUGUUAAAGCUACAUUACCAUUAUCUUUGUUUGUCUUUGGAUAUGGUAUGGGUCCAAUGAUUCUUGGUCCAUUAUCUGAGCAUAAAUCAAUUGGAAGAAAUAAAAUCUUCAUAGUUACUUUAUUCAUAUUUACAAUACUACAAAUCCCAACUGCUUUAGCUAAAAACAUUGCUUGA